AUGGAGAUUUUUAUAAAUUACGAGCGAAUUCGUGAAUUAAAUUUGGGCUUACGCAUGAGGAAACAAAUAGAAGUUUUAGUGGUUACAGAGGCCUAUUUCAGAUGUAGGCGGAAAACACAAGCGCAACGAAGUACUCGUGUUUUAAGGGCUCCUAAUGUUUUAUUGGUGCAGCUGAAAAGAUUUACAUCAUUUGGGUCUAAAAUUAGAACUCCUGUUAAUUUGGAGGUAAUUGGUACAAUUUUAUUGAAAUGUCAUUUCGUUUAUCAGUUUAUUGAGCACAUGGGAGGCGGGAUUGAUCAUGGUCAUUAUAUUGCCAUGGUGCGAGGAUUUGAUGGUAAAACGUGGCAUUUGUUUGACGACGAAGAGGUGGUUUAUAUUAGUGUUUUAUUUUUCUUUUAA
Messenger RNA from Enterobius vermicularis (human pinworm), 399 nucleotides. The record is from the annotation of a GenBank genome assembly. Lineage: Eukaryota; Metazoa; Nematoda; Chromadorea; Rhabditida; Oxyuridae.